AUGAAUCCAGAACCUCGUAACAGCAGCUCCGUCUUUAGAUGGCAGGUUUUCUUGGACAUAACAAUCAAUGGAAAUCCGGCUGGUAGAAUUGUGAUUGGUGUAAGUGUAAUACUUUAACAUCAUUUUAUAUUUUUCUUGUUUUUGAUUUUUUAUAUAUUUUUUCUUAUUUUUGAUGUUUAUAUAGGAAUUGUUACCUCAUUUUUUAAUUCUUUGUUUCAGCUUCGACCUGAUGUGGUACCUAAAACAGCCGAGAACUUCAGAGCUUUGUGCACAGGAGAGAAAGGACUAUCUAAAUCAGGGAAGAAACUUCAUUUUAAAGGAUCUGUGUUUCAUCGAGUAAUUCCUGGCUUUAUGUUACAGGUAUGUUUUUUUCUUCAUUGACAUGAGCUGUAUUAUUCAAGCUUUUGUUAUAUAAAUAUUGGGGGCUACUCUAUUUAAGCCACCCACAUUAAUAGACACACCCACUACCUAUUAUGACCACCCAUUUAUUCAAAUUUGAGUUUUUACAAAUAAAAUUGUAAAAACAUUUCAAAUAAUGGAAGCGGUCGUUUUGUCGGGAUACGGCUUCGUCCAAGUUGAAUUGCAUCAGGUUUUCGUGGUCUUCUUUUGGGAUGUUUAGUGCCGGUUCAUACGUCGAUUCUAAAAUUACGUACUGAACUAUAUAGUGCUUCUGAUAAUGGGUGUGCUAACUAAGAAAUGGGUGUGCUAACUAAGAAAUGGGUGUGCUAACUAAAAAGUGGGUGGGCUAACUAAGAACUGAUACAGGACCGUCAACAAUAAUAAGUUAAAAGUAAUGUAACUUACAUAAAAUCUAUCGCCAAACACCUUCCGUUUACCCAGUUUCAUCGGCGAUCAACAAUUGGCACAAGCAGUUGACAUCUCGCGUAGACCAUGGUGUUGAAGAUACAUACGAGCUAGGUUCUGCGCUUAAACUCGUCCAUAUUUUGAAGAUAAAAUCUCCGGAGAUAUUCCAACGACCACUCGGUAGCACAAAAAAUUUUCAAAAUGAAAGAAGCAGAACCGUGCUGGAAACCCGAUAAAAUAUUCAAAUUUGGGUGUGUCUAAUAAGGCCGAAAUUUGGGUGUCUUUAACAGGUGGUGUGGGUGGCUUAAAUAGAAAUAUUGUUUAACUGUAAACAAUUGAUACAACUUUUAUAUUAUGAUAUAUAUUUAGUAAUGAUGUAUAUAAUGAUACUUCUUUUAUACUGUUGCUUGAUUUUAGGGUGGUGACUUCACUCGAGGCAAUGGUACUGGUGGAGAGAGUAUUUAUGGAGAGAAGGUAACAUAAGCUUGUCUCAUUUGUCUUGCAUUUUGGCUACUUUAAGCCUACCAAUGGGCGUUGAAUUUCAUUUUUUAAAUUUUAAAAAUUAAAGUUUUAAAUUAAUUUUUAAAAUAUCAAGCAUUUUAGUUCGAAGAUGAAAAUUUUAAUCUGGUACAUACUGGUCCAGGAAUCGUAUCCAUGGCCAAUGCUGGUCCCAACACAAAUGGAUCACAAUUCUUCGUUUGCUGUGCUAAGACCGACUGGUUAGACAAGAAACAUGUUGUCUUUGGUGAGGUUAUCGAAGGAAUGGAGGUUGUCAGAGAGGUCGAAAAGAAGGUAGGUUUUGAUGUUACAGUAUUUGUCAUAUAAAACUUUUUUUCGAGCUAUUAGAUUGUUCAAAUAAUUCUGUGCUUCCUAAUUAAGACUCUAACUCUGAGAAAUUGCUCUGAGAGGGGCACAUAAUUAUUUUAACAAUAAUUUGACUUAUCUGCACUAAAAUACUGUCGAAGCGCCGAUAGCUAGUUGAUGAUUUUAAUAAGAAAUCUAGUUGAUUAUCAGUUGAAAUUCAUAUUCUUGUUUUAGGGCUCUCAAGCUGGUAAACCGAGCGGAGUGAUAGCUAUAGCUGAUUGUGGACAACUAGUAUGA
Messenger RNA from Bursaphelenchus okinawaensis, 1905 nucleotides. NCBI's taxonomy places the organism in Eukaryota, Metazoa, Nematoda, Chromadorea, Rhabditida, Aphelenchoididae. The record is from the annotation of a GenBank genome assembly.